CCCAGGACUACUCAGGACCUUCGUAUUGUGAGGCAGACGCACUCAACCCCCUUCCACCGUGCUGCCUGAGAAGAAUGAGAAAAUCCAUCCAUCCAUCCAUCCAUUUUCUACCGCUUAUUCCCUUCUAAUCCGGCAAAUUGGUCAUCUUUGACAGCCAAUUUAGAGCAAGAAGAACACGAAAAGCUGUUUGGUUCCAUCCCACUUUUUACUUUGCGAGGAUUAUGAGCCAUUCUUCAUCUAAAAGGGAAUAUAUGAACAAUUCAGAAUCAGAAUCAGCUUUAUUGUCAUUACGCAAGGUAACGAGAUUGAGGCCAUUCCAUACAGUGCGAUGUGUGCAUGCUAGAAAAACAAUGUGCAAAUAUAUAGAAAUAUAAAAAAUGUAGAAGUGCAAUGAAUAUGGUGUGAAAUGAAUAUAUACAUGAAAAAACUAAACAAAAACAGGGUGGUUGGUGGAAUGGGUUAUUGCACCGAAGAGAAGGCAGUUAUGAGGGACAAUGGGGCAGUCCGUUCAGGAUGGUUAUGGCCCUGGGGAAGAAGCUGUUCUUUAGCCUGUUUGUUUUGGUUUUAAUGCACCUGUAGCGCUUCCCAGAGGGUAGCAGGUGGAACAGGUCAGAGCCAGGGUGGGUGCUGUCCUUGAUGAUGGCACUGGCUCUGUUGAGGCAGCGGGAGGUGUAGAUGUCCGUCAGAGAGGGGAGAGGGCGGCCGAUGAUCUUCUGAGCCGUCUUGACCACUCUUUGAACAUCCUAUCAGUCGGGAUCCCAGUGACAGCAGACAUUGUACAGUAAGUGAUGUUUUAUUAUGUCUGUUGGUUCUCAUGAAGUCUGCAGUGAGUAGUAAUCAGUGAUGUUUUCGAAAGGAAAAGUGAACAUUGUGAUGCAUGUGAAAUCAAUGCGCAGCUGUAUGCUAAAAAUGCUCAAUAUGUGUAAAUAUUACAAGUAUUAUUAUAAAUGUGCCUUCUUACAUUACAUAUAUACAUCCAUCCAUCCAUCCAUCCAUUUUCUACCGCUUGUCCCUUUUGGGGUCGCGGGGGGUGCUGGAACCUAUCUCAGCUGCAUUCGGGCGGAAGGCGGUGUACACCCUGGACAAGUCGCCACCUGAUCACAGGGCCAACACAGAUAGACAGACAACAUUCACACUCAUAUUCACACACUAGGGCCAAUUGAGUGUUGCCAAUCAACCUAUCCCCAGGCGCAUGUCUUUGGAGGUGGAAGGAAGCCGGAGUAAAUAAACCCGUGAGGUGUUUCAGUUUAUUUCGAACAUACAUACAAUACAAUGUAAUGCAUCACAUAUUUCCAGUUGUUUUAUUACAGCACGUCCGAAAAGGAGUAGGAAGAAGCAGAGCUUAUUUAAUCCUGCCCCUUUUCAUAUCAUAAAAAUGUUAUCCCAUGUCCUUGUUCUCUGUAACAGAACAGUGAAUAAAUAAAUAAUAUAACAUCAUAAGUAAAAAAAAUAUUAAAGGCAGACUUUUGAUCGCAUUUCUUUCCUAGUUAUAAUGCAUACAAAAAAACAAAAACAACUUGUCAUAUAUAAGGAUUGUGAAUUAUAGGGAAUAUUCCCAAAAAACGUGCUAUUCUCCUAUGAGGUUUGUACAAUUAGUGUACAAAUUUGAAAGGUAUACUAUAGCUAAUACCGUAAUAAUCAAUUAAUAGUACUUAUUUUAUUCCACUUUUUAGUGUGGAUACAAUUACCAAAGGUAAUAACAACUUUUAGCCACACCUACAACAAUAUGCACUUUUUUAUUUAUUUAUUCUCUUGGUUUCGUAAUAUGUAAGGCUUAUAUUGUGUAACACAUUUAUACACAAUCCAAACAGCUAUCGCGUAGGCCUACAUUGUUCCACAUGCUUUAAAUAACUAACACCGGAAAAUGGUAUCAUUCAUAGCUAUGAUAUUAUACGGCUUAUCAAAAAUGUGCCAGGGUUGGAAAUCUGGCACAAACUCCAUUUAGCUGCAAGGACUUUGAUGCAAAGCUCCACUUCCGGAGGAUGAUGCCUUUCACGAUUUGUACUAAAACACGGAAAACUACCAUGUAGGGCAUUUACUUUCAGAAUAAGGGCAUGAAAUGGGAACGAAUAGCCCAAAUAGGACCUAUAAUUUAAUUUAUGUACUCGAAUCAUUUAAAUAUGACAUUAUAUUCGUAUGAGAACAGGAUUAACACCCAAAAACGUUUGUAUUCUAUAUGUUUUACCUCGUGGCGUUGACGCAAUGCUCUUAUUUUGACAGCGUUCGGGUGAUUCUUCCGUGUUACCCACGCAGUGCUUAUUCGUCACAGUAGACGUGCUUGUGAGGUCACAGAGACUCUGUCAGUAGAUAUAAAACCUCUUCAAUUCGCUACAUGAAGCCAGCGAGCUUCAUCUUCGAGUGGAGACAAACGCAACAAUAAAAGAGAACAAAAUGGUGAAGAUAACCUUCCAGGCAGUUUCGGCGCCGAAGGCCGACAAAGACAACGAGGAAGACCACAUCGUUAUACCUCAGGCUCACGAUCAGCAGACUCUUCCAGUCAAGGGCAAGAAGCACUUCCCAACACGACUGUGCUCUCUAAUAUGUGGCGUAGUGGUCCUCAUUGUAGGAUUGACGCUAGCCUCCAUCUAUGCCUACCGUGACUACUACUAUCCUCAGCAGCUCGCAGCGGGAAGAGACUUCUUCCACUGCCGGGUGGUCUUCGAGGACACGGUGUACGCACCACUCCGGGGAAGACAGGAGCUGGAGGAGAACGUGGGCAUCUACUUGGACGAAAACUACGAACAGAUCAGCGUUCCCGUGCCGUACUUUGGAGGCUGCGACCCGGCUGACAUCAUCCACGAUUUUGAAAGGGGCCUGACUGCUUAUUAUGACAUUGCACUGGACAGCUGCUACAUCACUGAGCUGAAUACAACCAUGGUGAUGCGCCCAAGGAACCUAUGGGAGCUGCUUGUCAAUCUCAAGGUAGGGGCGUAUCUCCCUCAUACGUACCUGGUCCGGGAGGAGAUGGUGGUGACGGGCCGUGUUAGGAACAUGAGGCAGCUGGGCCCUUACAUCCACAGGCUGUGUUACAGCAAAGACACGUACCGCCUCCGACGCCGCAGUCAGCAUCAACGUGUGGAGCGGCGUGAGACGAAGAAGUGCCAAAGCAUUCGCCACUUCGAGAAUCCUUACGUGGUGGAAACGAGGAUCUGCAACAGAUUCUAAGCGGACAAGCCAGCACGGAAGUGACUUUCCAACCAUACCUCUUGAAUACCACUUUUAACUGCACUUUACGACUUGCUGAACUUAUUUUCUUUCAUGUUCUGUUUUUAAUUUUAAUAGUCUGUAUUUUUAUGAUGUUAAAUGUUCAGAUAUUUGUGUAGCCUGUCCCGUCGUGCAGGACUUGUUGUGAUUUUAUUUAGGAAUAUGUCAUAAAAAGGCAAACGCAUACCUCAUGUAGAUUAGACGUAAGUCAUGAAUUAUGUACAGUAUGACUUCUGAUUGUUACCAAGCAAUAUAUGAUAUACAUACAUUUUUAAGAGUUAUUUGUUUUAUGGCAAGCAUAAUUUACUGGUGUAUAGUUUGUCUCUUUGCUAUCACACUCCUUGGAGAGAAAUGGCUUUAGACUGUAAGCAAAAGAGUUUUAGCAUCAGAGGUAACCAAAGUGUGCGCCCAGCAGUUUGAUAUGGAGAAUAUCCUGGAAUGUUUGAUAGUUAAGCUCACUCACUGUAGAUGAUAUCCAAAAUCACUUGACUUCAACACAUUGUGUUAUUAUAACAUACACUUUUUGAUUUAUGCCUAUAAUUUGUUACUGUCUUCAACAUCCCAUGCUCAUAUAUUUAUGUAUUGUAUUCUACUGUACAGUCAAUCCUUGUAAUAUUGCUGCUUUAAGAAUAAACAAUUAA
This is a messenger RNA of Nerophis lumbriciformis (worm pipefish), 3845 nucleotides long. RefSeq names its product integral membrane protein 2Cb (gene itm2cb). Gene Ontology annotation, biological process: negative regulation of amyloid precursor protein biosynthetic process. The record is from RefSeq and is a predicted model, not a curated record. Gene Ontology annotation, cellular component: Golgi apparatus; plasma membrane; extracellular exosome. Gene Ontology annotation, molecular function: amyloid-beta binding. Lineage: Eukaryota; Metazoa; Chordata; Actinopteri; Syngnathiformes; Syngnathidae.